Molecule: messenger RNA, 4658 nt
Organism: Magallana angulata
Lineage: Eukaryota; Metazoa; Mollusca; Bivalvia; Ostreida; Ostreidae
Exons: 10
Coding region: 87-3413 (1108 amino acids)
Biological process (GO): positive regulation of actin filament bundle assembly
Cellular component (GO): actin cytoskeleton; nucleus; Z disc
Molecular function (GO): actin binding
Source: RefSeq, a predicted model, not a curated record
UAAACAUUUCUUUUAAAUAUAUGAAUGGAAAUACCCUACGCUAUUUUUAUCUCGCGGGAAACUGAACUCGUCAUACUGAUUCUGGGAUGGGUUCCGUUUGGAAGUGUUGUGUGGUCGCGGUUGUCUUUUGUGGUAUUUCCUCGUUCGGGUUGGAUUAUCAAAGUCAGCCAGGUCCAGGAUUUCAAUUUAAUUGUGGACAGGAUUUGUGUACUUUUCCUCAUCAAUAUUGUGAUACUGACGACUAUAGGUGCUUGUAUUGUAGUGACGAUCUCUGCCUUUCCAAGGACUUGCCAGACCAGUGUACUUCUUAUUGUAAAGAUAUUAUUCAAGGACCUAGCACCCCUGCAACGACACAAGAAACACAUCGUAAUUUAACGAGGGCAAAUCUCAAGGAGGCCAUGCAAGAAAACUUGGCAAUUCCACUUUGGCUUAUUGUCGCUAUACUGUUGCUGAUCUUAGUUUUCUUGAUUGGACUUUUCUUUUACUUCUGUUGUUCCAAAUACAACCGUAGAAAAAAUACCUUUAUAACUAAUCCAUGCGAUGAUAAACACGAGGCUUACAACAUUACAAAUAUGUCUACGCCUGCAACUGCAUUGCAUUUUGAAUCUGAAAAAAGGGCGUUAUUAGAUAAAAAGGAGUCCUUCGAUUCGGGAAAUUCGAGUAUAGAAGAGACGAUGCCCUCGUCAAGUUCUACAGCGUCAUCGGUGACGCAACCGCAGGAAGUCGGCGAGUCUCGUCAUCAUGAGCGCCAUAUUGAACACGAACUUCUAAAAAACUCCCAUCCAGAAAGUUACACGGAAGACAGUGACACAGAGAAAACCAUACGCGCGUGUGCAAAGAAAGUGACUGCAUCCCUAAACCAUGUUUACCCGGAUCUAGAGGUCGCCGUUUUAAGUGAUAAAUGCGACUUGUAUAGUCAAGAUUUACCCAAAGUGUACGGUGCCAGAAUCAUGGGCAGUGGGGAUAUCAUCAAUGUGACCCUCACCGGCGGGGCUCCUUGGGGAUUUCGUCUGUUUGGAGGAGAAAGUUUCCCCAUUGAAGUUGCCAAGAUACGGAAAAAGAGUAAAGCACACGCGGGGGGCCUGCAGGAGGGAGAUGUCCUGCUUCGUCUGAAUGGUGUCCCCGUCAAGGGGAAGACCCACGAAGCGGUCAUGCACUUGGUGGACAACGCCGGGGACAAACUCUCCAUCGAUCUCCAAAGACCUUACGGUAAGAAAUCCGUGAAUGAACAACAGAUGCCUGCCCAUCUACAAGUUUCCCAAAAGACUGACAAAAACAUAGUGUCGUCUGCUUCCUCAAACUACGUUAUCCCAGAGGGUGACAAAACGCGGAAAAUCAUCACUCACCAAUAUCAGGAGAACGAACCAGGGGGCCUGAAGUCCAACACUUACAUUAAGCAGGAAUUGGUGAGUUCUCAGCCCUAUCAGCAAGUCACAAUGAAUCAAACCCAACAGAUGCCUAGGCAGGUUUACGUUGACAUACAAGACCAAAGCAAACCAAUGACCGAAAAUCUGUCGCCAUUACCGAACGAUUUUCAGCCAAAAUCCGCUUCGAGUCCGGUUCCUCAGUUUCGGGUUAGGAAUGUGAAGGACAGUCUAUACAAUUCUCCGGCUGGAAAAAUGUAUCCGAUUCAGCCACAACAACCGGUUCCAGAACCGCAACCAUUACAGGAGAGCAACACCAAUAUCCCCAUGUUCCGGGUUUCUAAAUUUCAACCUGGCGUUUUUAGUCAUGAACCUCAGGUGCGGUUUGAGCCUGAACCCGUUUCUCACUACGAGCCAGAACCAACUCCACAACCACAGGCAGGAAGUAUACCUCCAGCGCCACCACCGCCUGCUCCGCUCAUGAUCCGCAAUGUGGAAAACGAACCAAUGAUGUUUCCCGUACCAAGGCCGACAUUUAACGCUAUCAAGGAGUUGGUCAGCUAUAAAGCGAAAACUCAGAAUGACGAGGAUGAAGUCGACCACGAGUAUUACGAUAUUCAUGGUCACAAACAUCUUCCCAUCUUUGCCCCGCCUGUAGAGAUCGAACCGGAACCGGAAGAUGGCGAGCACGAGGAGAGGAACAUCAUGGACAGUGGAUAUGAUGAAUCCCUGAUGACCCCGGGGAGUGGUACCCGACCCAACCAUCUUCCUAACCUUGAUAUUUCCCGGACGUACAGUUUGGAGAGUGAUGGACCGGGAACUCCGGACACAGGAUCGACAGGCGCCCGGCGUAGGAAGAAACACUAUGCUGAUUCUGCUUUCUACGAUGAUCCGUCAACGAAUUAUCCGACAAUCGAGGAGCAAGUGGACCUCUGCAAGAAGAUAGCAAAGUCUCUCACUUCGGCGGCCAAUCGACGCGCUCGCGGUGCGAAGAUGUUUGCGAAGCGCAAACGCAAGUCAACCAAGUGGAUCCACGAUGGAGAGCGAUACCACGGGUCGUCAUCGGCGGGGGAUGUAGCUGAUUUGCGUGACCUUGAUAGCGAGCUUAUUGAGUCGGAAGGAGGAUUUAAGCCCCUUUUCCAGUUUCGUAUACCUAACCUUGCUAAUCGAGUCAAUUAUAACGAAGACCACAAAAUGAGUUUGUCAAAGGAUGAAUUCGAGAGGCUUCGACUGAGCGCGAACAAAGUGGACCACACUUCUGUGUCGCCAACACAGUGUCACAAUCUGGUGGCUGAUUUGCAGAGUAAGAGGAACAGGGGAGCUAAAUUGUUUCAAAAGAGGGCCGCCCGCUCCGAGAAAUGGGUGAUCGACGAAAACAAUGCACAGAAGCCUCCGCCGCAACCCCGCCUGAAUGAAAUUGUGAGCCACUCCCCUGUGAAGCCCGCUCUCUCUCCCUGGGAGGCCGCAAUGGAGAACCCGCUAGGGUAUGUGGACAAAGCCUUCGACCACUUGGACGGUCGGCCGAAACCUCGACCUAUGUCUGUGCCCCAGUAUCAGCCACCGCAGCAGCAGUACCGGCCCGUGGUCCAACCAGUUUCUGUCCCCUAUCAACAAACUCAAAGCUACUCUUAUCAGACGAACGUCUCUCUCAAAACAGACGAAAAACCGAAAGUCGUAACAGGCCCGAACUAUAACAGACUGGCCAAGGGAUGGAAUACCGGAAGAGACCAAAGAGAUGGGUCUACUAGAAAAAGUCAGCAGCAACAGUGGGUGCAGCAACAGCAACAAGACCAACAAUGGUCAUCACAGCAACCACAAAUGUAUAGGCAGGAACCACCCCCACCCCCACCCCCACAAAAACCAAUCAAACAGCAAGAUAACUAUAACCGAAAAAUCAAAGCUUGGUCGUCUGGACCAGGUAACAAUACAAGAACUGUUCAAGAGAGCUCGUCAAACACCACCCCCAUUUACGGGGCGCGGGGACAGCCCCAGGGCUUCAAAACGACGGAUUCCUAUAAUUAUGAAAUGACUGCCGUAACGGAAUUCUAGGACUUCGUCGUCGUUUUGCAAUAUUUAAAUUAUUUGAAAACCAAAAAGAAGAUAUUUUAUAAACGCGUGGGUUUAUUACUUAUCAAAAUAGAGAGCAAGUGGUUUUUUGUUAUUUAUAUAUUGAUUUUUUGCCAAAACGAAAAUGCUCAAUUUGAUGUUUUGGAGUGUGCCGUUUAGAUGUCGGUUUGCACUUAGAAUGAGCAAAAGUUAGUGCAUUUUCUUUCCGAGUUCAUCGCGUGAUAAUGUAGAUGCCUUUAUGUAUAUCAUAUAUUCUUCACUGUAUUACCAUAGUUACUGAAAAGCAUUCCCGAGAUUGUUUUUAUUUUUCGUGUGGCUAUGUAUUCCUUUGAGUUCCGAUCUGUGUACAUACAUCUUUUGUGCAGAACUCGUAUAACUUGCCAGAAAGAGCAAUGUAAGAAUGCGUUUGAUUGGAUGAUACGUUAAUGCAGCUGGAGGUUUUGAGAGCUCGGUACACCUAUAUAUAUAAUGUAGUAACCGUAUUAAUGUAGGUAGCUGUUUGGCUACAGUUACUUCUUCGUGAUACAAGAUUAACAACGACCCCAAGACCAGCGAAGAGGGAGCAGCCUCUAUAUAAGGACGCCCGUAUCGUAUUUCAUAAGAUAUAACUUGACAUGAAGUAGAGAUGUAUAUACUGCCUUGCAGACGAAAAUAUCAUCAUGUCAGAAUAGGUUAAACCCAUGAGUUAGGAAGACGUCUACAAAACCAAGAAAUCCCAAUACUGAAACUCAUAGUAGCAAUGUUUGCCCGUGUUUCCUAUUUGAACCUUAUCACAAUACCUGCACCAUCAUCAACUUUCGUUUAUUCAAAUGACCGAUGACCCCGGAAGAACGGGUGGAGCAUGCGCAGAAACUAAAGUUUCAAUUCAUAUUGAGAUUUUUUUAAUUUUCUUCAUUUAUGAAAUAAUGUGGAAUGUUUUGUAGCAAACUAGAAAAUUAAUUUAUAAUUAGUAUUGAUUUUUAAAAGUAGGAUUGUUAUUAUGCACAAACAUUUGAUUCUAUUGUCAUUUUUAUUCCAUUGCCAAAAUGUAAACCAAAAAAAUAUACAUUAGGUAGACUGUAUUUGAUAGUGAUGAUGGGUUUUGUGCAAUAAUUUGUGGAUGAAAGUUCACCGAUUUUUUUUCUUUCCUUAAUAUAGUUAACAUGUUGGAUAUUUUCACUUGUGAUUAUAUCUUUGUAUGUAAAAUCAAGUUUUAACCUUACUUCGAAGUAAAAUGAAAGUUUUGAA